AUGGCCUUUGCUUGUUGGAAGACUCUGAAGAGGCACUUUAUAACGGUGAUUAUUUUGUUUAUCACCUUUUUGUUACUCGCUUUUGAAUUUGCUGUUCCAUUUAUAUUUAGAGGAAUGUUUUGUCCUACCAAUACAACAGAAGAAGUGUGCACGAAUGGAAUGUUUUAUCUUCAUAUGUGUCCAUUCUUUAUUGUGUCCUCACUGACAUUAUUGGCACUCAUUAUUGGUCUCUGCCAAAAGGUUGUUGGUAUCAUUCUCGAUAUUAUUGCAGCCUUAUUGCACGUUGGUGUUCUAGUGUAUUACAUUUUGUUUGUGAUUAAGGGAUCACAAUAUACGGUUGCCAUGGCUGGAAGCAGCAGUCUCAUUCUUCAAAUUGUUCCUUGUGUUGCCUUAGCUUUGUGUACCAUUGCAUGCUUUGUUUGCAUGUUUGAUUGUUGCAGACAUGUGUAUGCCACUCGAUUCAGUGGAAGUGGAUCUAAGGGUGUCAGCGGUACUGGAGAUUCCUCAACCGAUUACGUCCCAUUGCAAGGAUCCAAACACAUUGACUCUGACAGCGACGAUUCGGAUUAG
This is a messenger RNA of Naegleria lovaniensis, 570 nucleotides long. RefSeq lists its product as uncharacterized. The transcript has 3 exons. NCBI's taxonomy places the organism in Eukaryota, Heterolobosea, Eutetramitea, Acrasida, Naegleriidae. The record is from RefSeq and is a predicted model, not a curated record. Bases 1 to 570 code for a protein of 189 amino acids.